Messenger RNA from Diatraea saccharalis (sugarcane borer), 1431 nucleotides. The record is from the annotation of a GenBank genome assembly. NCBI's taxonomy places the organism in Eukaryota, Metazoa, Arthropoda, Insecta, Lepidoptera, Crambidae.
GAUUGACACUUAUCCUAUGACCGGCCCUGGCUUUACUUCCGCAUCGCAGACCGAAAACGAUAAUCAAUAUGCCAUCGUUUUCUUUAAAAAAAUCAGCAAGUAUAUACUUAUAUCAGAUAAUAUUUUUGCAGAUUACUUUAACUUCGAAGAUGGAAAGAAAUUGAUCGAGGUCGCAGAGAAACGUGACGAAAAUGACAGGAGCUGCGCAUGCAAGGGCGCGGCUUGCGUAUGCUGUGUCAACUUUAAUAUAACGUUUGUAGAUCUCGGCGGCCCAGGUUGUGUCCAUAUGAAGUACCUUUCUCCUGACGAUGGAUUUUCUGUCAAUGUGUCGUAUGGCAAGAAUCUUAUUCACAGCGCAAAAAUACAAGGCACGAACCCUGAUCCUAUAUGUCUCGAAGUUAUCGGCAAAUUCGCUCAAGUGUGCGCUAAGUUCAGCGAUAUGGCGCCGACUGCUGAUGGUCUAAGAGGUUGUCUGGAGCUGCAGCCUCGAAUCUUUGGCGACAAGCAGUUGGAGUUCCCUAUCGGCUGCUUUAAGUCAAAGUCCGGAGGAAUGGAAAUGGAAGACCCACCAGCAGAAACAGAAUCUACCACUGAAGACAGCGAAGAUAAUGGUGAAGAAACUCCAGGUUUCAACGCUGAAUCGUUCAUUAUGGAAAUAUAUCAGACAGCUGAACAAGGAGUUGCUUUCCUAUCGAGUCUCUUAGAUUUACCUAAUAAACUUAAUGCUACCAAACCUGCUUCAGAGACAACUACAAUAAAAAACGAUGAAGCUACAUCAGAUAGUUCUCAGAGGAGAGCACCAAAAAGCUUGAAACAUCCGAACCAACUGUGAUAUAAAAAAAAAACAACGAAUUAAGUACAAACCAUCGUUAGCUAACCGCCGUAUGUGAGUGUUGAAAACGCACUGAUCCUAUUUAUUGCUUUAAGUUAUGUAAACGCUUAGUGUAAGUUUUUUUAUCGUAUAAAUAAAUCAGUCAUUUAAUUUGGUUAACAUGUAUUUUCAUUUAAAGUGUAUCUCUCGUAUCAAUCUCGUGAGAAUGGAGGGGACGCAUUCGUUUCCAACAGAUAUACACCAGAACGUCUGAAAUAAGAAAGGACCUCCCAUAUGAAGUUUUCCUGGGAGUAUAUCACACAUUCCGAUAACAGCAGCAGCAUAGUUCACGCAUUGUCUGCCAUUAAAUCCUCCAGAUCUUACAGACUCAGCGAAGUAAAAGUAGCUUCUGGCGUGAUCACAUUCAUUUGAGUCACAGCCAGGCAUAGAUAUUCCACCGUUGGGAUAAAAAUCAACCUGAGCCAACUCCGCUAUGUAGCCAUAAACACCGUAAUUGGUAUGAAUGACCUCUGUGUAAACACCAUCAUUCGGUUGAAAGCGGUAAAUGUUUGUGACCCAACCAAUGAGAGCAGGAUUUAAGCCUAGAAACAAAUUAAUGA